Molecule: messenger RNA, 1129 nt
Organism: Seminavis robusta
Lineage: Eukaryota; Bacillariophyta; Bacillariophyceae; Naviculales; Naviculaceae
Source: the annotation of a GenBank genome assembly
AUCUCCGAACCUGCAUCGGUUGGUGAAGUUUACUCCUCCUCCCACUUGCUCACAAGUUAACUCACAAAACCCAAAACAACUUGACCAGGUUGCACAGCAUCAAACCACUUGAAAAACAGGAACAUCACACAAAAAGUUAAAGUUUGCAUCAACAACCAUGGCUGCCAUUAUCACCCACCAAACAGCUCUUGAUUUCAAUAUCAAGGCAGUGGCUUAUCUUGCUCAGGGGGAUCAUCGAGGUUGCACCACCGAACUUGAGAAUGCGCUCAAGGCGUAUCGAACAUCCCUUCAAAUCGCGGAUCGCAGGUUGGAAGCAGAUGCCAUGGAGAUGGCAAAUGAAGAUGACGAGCGUCGAACUUCGAUUCGACUGCAGACGUUUGCCCUUCCCGACAGCCUCACAGCAUCUUUGGAAGAUGGAAGUACCAGGAAAGCAUCAUCCCAGUUUGCAUGUGGCAACGUGCUGACCGUCUUUCAGAAAGCGUUUGUCGCGGUCAGGGACGACGAGUUUGACGACGAGUUUGACUUUGACGAUGACGACGAAGAUGAUGAGCCUCAUCAUCCAGAGCACAUUGUCCCUUCCACCAUUCUCUACAACAUGGGCCUCUCCUUUCACUUGGACGCCAUUCGCCACGGCUCCAGCGUGGGAAUGGUCCGAGCAUAUGAGUUCUACCGACACUCCAUGGCCAUGCUGGAGAAUCGAAGGGAAGCGAUUGACCCCACUCGUGUUCGAGCUCUCUUGGCAGCACUCGCCUGCAACAUGGCUCAUAUCAGCGCAUCGUUCUACCAUCAAUCGAACACCAGCAAGUCCAUGGCCCUCUUGCGAAAUCUCGUCAUGAACGGGGUUGACGACGACGACGAGGAUGAUCUGCAAGACGACGAAUUGGAUACGUUCACCAUGAACUGGAUCUUCUACUCAGAGUACCACCACGCUGCACUGGCGGCAGCGGCAUAGUUGGGUUCCUAAUGCUGCCGGUAGUCUACUUCCCUUUCUGGAAUGCUUUCCCUCCUUCCUUUCAACCGCUCCAGUUGCCGAUCUAUCCCUCCUUCUCUUCCUCCUUCCUAGUGCUGGACAUCCACUUAUAGUUCUACAUUUUGCAUUACAUUACAUAGCAUUACAUCUACUUUUAGU